This is a messenger RNA of Thamnophis elegans (Western terrestrial garter snake), 2726 nucleotides long. It is a transcript of the gene KCNJ16, whose product is annotated as potassium inwardly rectifying channel subfamily J member 16. The transcript has 2 exons. Gene Ontology annotation, cellular component: plasma membrane. Gene Ontology annotation, biological process: regulation of monoatomic ion transmembrane transport; potassium ion import across plasma membrane. Lineage: Eukaryota; Metazoa; Chordata; Lepidosauria; Squamata; Natricidae. The record is from RefSeq and is a predicted model, not a curated record. Bases 148 to 1434 code for a protein of 428 amino acids. Gene Ontology annotation, molecular function: inward rectifier potassium channel activity.
AUAUUUCAGGAACUGGUAUGAAAAAGAUGACCCAGCCAGAAGUUGCACAAGAGGAAGGCCAGCCAGGUUAUAAAUGAAAAGAGAGGGACAGAUCAACAGAUGACUGAACGUGUCUCCUAAACUAAUUUCACAAUACCGACCUGAAGCAUGGCGGAGCACACCGAUAAACUUAUCAGCAUAGAAGCAAAUAAACUCAAACAUUCACAGAGUUACCAGGAAACUACAUCAGUGGGGAUUAAAAGAAUGCAAAAGCGAUUCCUUCAGAAAGAUGGCAGUUGCAAUGUUUACUUCAAACAUAUCUUCGGGGAGUGGGAGAGCUAUGUGGCUGAUAUUUUCACCACACUGGUAGAUAUCAAGUGGCGCCAUAUGUUUGUGAUCUUUUCCUUAUCUUAUAUCCUAUCCUGGUUAUUGUUCGGCUUAGUGUUUUGGCUCAUUGCGCUCCAGCAUGGAGACUUAUUGCCUGAAGAAGAAGUCACUCCCUGUGUGGAUAAUGUCAAUAGUUUCACAGGGGCCUUCUUAUUUUCCCUGGAAACCCAAACCACCAUAGGCUAUGGAUCUCGCUGUAUAACCGAUGAGUGUUCUGUAGCAAUCCUGACAGUUGUCCUACAAUCUGUGUUAGGCUGCAUCAUUGACACGUUCAUUAUUGGAGCUGCCUUAGCAAAAAUGGCCACUGCCCGAAAGCGAGCUCAGACCAUUCGCUUUAGCUACUAUGCAACAGUAGGCUUACGGGAUGGUAAACUUUGUCUGAUGUGGCGGAUAGGUGAUUUCCGACCUAAUCAUAUGGUAGAAGGAACCGUAAGAGCUCAGCUCUUGAGGUAUGUGGAAGACAAGGUGGGCAGGAUGAUAUUGGAGUACAAAGACUUAAAACUGCUAAAUGAUCAGAUCAUUCUUGCCACUCCAGUGACCAUUGUCCAUGAAAUUAACCAAGAUAGUCCACUGUAUGAUUUUGACAGGAAAACUCUGGCUAAGGACAAUUUUGAGAUCCUGGUUACAUUUGUUUACACUGGAGAUUCAACAGGAACAUCACAUCAGUCAAGAAGUUCCUAUGUGCCAAGAGAAAUCCUCUGGGGACACAGAUUCAAUGAUGUUCUGCAACUGAAGAAAAAAUACUACAAAGUCAACUGCCUGCAAUUUGAAGAAACCACUGAGGUUUACGCUCCCUAUUGUAGUGCCAAGUAUUUGGAUAAAAAGGAACUAGAAUACACAAGUUGUGAUAAGACAACAAAUGGAGAACCAGAAAUCUCCUCCUCUUCCUCUUCCUCCUUCUCUUCUUCCUGCUCCUCAGGAAUCAGAAUCAGAUCAUUUAGUGCUGACGCUUUAAUUAUUCAUUCUGAGGUUUCUGGAGAAUCAGUCAAAAUUUCCAGUCCAAUGGAGCUGCCAUACGACAGAGCUCUGGUGACAUUAAACAGAAUGUCAAUGGAAUCCCAGAUUUAGCAAUCAAUGACUUUUGCAGAACUGUACAACUAACUAUAACAGCUAUUAAGUGCACAAAGUUCAUUUAAAUUCUAGUGGUCAGAUCCUCGAAAUAAAGAAGAGAUUUACUGACAAAAUGUUAAGAUUGCACUCUGCCAUUAAUAUAUAACUAGCUGUUAACAAUUAUCUUUUUUACAAAUUAUAAAAUUCUGCAUAGUGACACUGAAAGUUAUUUAUUGAAAAUUCAAACUUGUUAUCCCUGAAUUUGCAGAGGUAAUUAUUUGAAAUAUUAAUCACAUUAGUCUACAAUUUAGACAUAUUUUGGAAUUGAUCCAGGUUUAUAUAAUUUUUGGAGAUAGACCAGAUAGUUUUGAAACAACUAAUCUUUGUUUCUAUGUAAAUUUGUAGACUUUUCUUCAAUGUAUGCAUUUUUUUCUUCUUUAAAAUUACAAGUAAAAAAAUAACUUUUUUGGAAAUGAAAAUACUAAGAUCACAUAUAAACUAUGAGGAGAAAACACUGAUUUCACAGAAAAAUGAAAACAAGUAACUAAUUUUGCCAAAAGCACCUUAUUUAUUGCACUUUACAUUAAUAACUGUUACUGAUCUGAUGUGGUGAUAUAAGGUCAAAUAUAUUCAAGUCUAUAUUUGUAGUAUUUUCAAACAGCAGCUUUUAAAUCAUUUAAUAUUUAUGUGCAGAAAAUGUUAAAACUUAUUUUGGCCUAUUUGAAGAAAACAGAAGUGUAUAAUGUACAGUAAUGCUAGGCCUGGUUUUUACAAUUAAUAUAUAAACAUUUUCUCCUCAAUAGUUGAGACCAUCUAUUAUUUUAUUUUUCAUUUUUAAGUACUUAACUAGAUCAGGGCAUUUUGUUUUCUUUUUCUAUUUUGCAACCUCAACAAGUGAUCUGUAAACCAGACAAACCGGUUCUUUUAAGUGUAGGUUGAUGGCUCUUAAUUCCCAUUACAAGUAUCCUUAAACUUGCUCUUGAAAACCUGGCUUCUGACAAGCCCUCAUUGGUUAACUACUCUGCUGGAGAACUAAAACAUACUUACCUAACUAUAACUGUGUAUUUUCCAAUCAGUAGCUCACCGGUUUUUCUGGGCAAACAUCAGAUGCGGUAUUGGAGGCACAUGAGAAGAACUGUUUAUGAGUAUCCUUCCCUUAAAAGUGUUAAACUGAAAAUUGAAAAUGUGGACCACUGAUGCCCUUUACAGAAGUUAUGGAUUUUAUUUUAUUUUAAUUGAAAAUAAUAGCUAUUGUGAAAUGAGAAAAAAAUCAGCACUAAUGAACAUAUUGACAGAAUAGAGCUUUUGAA